AUGAAAACAUAUAUACUCUCAGUUCCUACCAAGAAGUACGACGAAGUUAAUUGGGUUCAGCCGUUGGAUAAAUAUUUACAAGCGAUUUAUGGGGACUCCCACGAGUACCAGCUGGACUUGACAGGCUUUGAUAAGUUAAGACAAGAUUUAAAAGGGGUUAAUGCUGAUACUACUGGUUUGAAGUUAUAUUUCAAGUACUACAGCCAGCUUGAACUCCUAGAUUUGAGGAUCGCUUUCAACCAAAUCAGUAGCAAAAAGCUCAACUUUACCUGGCAUGAUGCCUUUCAAAAAUCAGUCAACCACAAGCAGCAUUCUUUGCCAUUUGAAAAAGCCAAUAUUUUGUUCAACAUAGCUUCUGUUUUGAGCAAAAUUGGGUGUAAGAAAUACGAAGAAGCACAUAUCUCCGGUGACUUAGGCUCUAGUGAUACUUUCAAAGAAGCUUUGCAAUAUUUCCAACAAGCAGCAGGUGUAUUUGAGUUCAUAAGCGAAAACUUUUUGCAUGCUCCAUCUGAUGACUUGAGUCAGUCGACACUCCUAUUCUUGAGGAGACUUAUGUUAGCUCAGAGUCAGGAGAUUUUUGUUUUGAAAGUAAUUACAAGCGACUUGGAUCAAACAAAAAACUCGUUGAUUGCAAAACUCUGUGCCAGUGCUUCUGAACAUUUCCUUGAGUGUCAUAAGAUGAUAGACUCUUCUAUUGGAGCUCGAGAGUCUCAGUCAACUUCGGACUUUGAGAUUGUGGGAGAUGAUGAAGACGGAGAUUUGGAAAGGAUUGUAGACCCAGUUUAUGAUCCUGACUCUGAGAAAUCCUCCAACAAAAUCACCGUGAAAUUAGACAUCUUGUGGACCUCUUUGAUCUCUUUCAAGAGUGUUUAUUACAAGUCUCUAAGCUAUUAUUUCAAUGGGCUUCAACUUGAGUCAGGCAACAGAUUCGGUAAUGCAAUCGCCUAUUUCACCAAAUCGCAGGAUUCCUUGAAUCAAUUAAGUACAAUCACCCUCAAGCAGCUUUCAAAUGCAGGUGUCAAUGGGGUUUUUGAAGUGUUGGACAAUUACAAGUACCAAAAGGAUGCUUUGUCCAUCAAAUUAGCUGAAUUGAACAAAGAGAAUGAUCUAAUUUACCAUGAAAUAAUUCCAUCAUUAGUGACUUUGCCAGAAAUCAAAGCUCUUGAUAGUACCAAGGUGAUUCCUAUAAAUCAGAUCGCUCAAUUGAAUGAGAUAAGUGAUAACAACUAUGUCAAUUUUUUGAAAAAUGUGGUUCCAAUUGAUACGCAUGAAUUAUUGAGCUACUAUUCAGAAGAGAAGUCUCAGUUUUUAAGAAACGAGAUUGAUAUGGUUGAUGUUUCAAAUGAAGAAUUAUCCUCGGUGUUGGAAUAUUUAAAGAUGCCAAAAGCUAUUGUGAAUUUAAAACAAAUCAUCGGUGAUGACCAGACAGAAUCACAAACAAAGGGUCCAACAGCUAUUGAACCUGGUAUUAUUGAAAAAGCUAAUGAAAUCCAUCGACAUCACUCUGCAGAUAUCGCUAAUAAGGCAAAAAUAGUUGAAACAAGGAAGAAAAUCUACGCUUUAAUUACUGAAAUUGAAAGCCAAACGAAUAAUUUCAGUGGUUCCAAAUAUAAGGAUGAUACUGUUAAUAUCAAAAAGUCAUUAUAUGAUGCCACGACUCCUGAUGAUAAACUUUUUGCUCUUAUAAGCGUUGAGAACAGUCAUUUGUAUAAUAUACUUGGAAAGGGAGUAAACUCUCAGGAAUUCAAGGGUCUUUUUGAAGUGAAAGGUCAGGAACCGUCAACUUUUGAUAAGGAAAUCAGCUUGCUUGAUAUAGUGGAUGUACCUUCGAAGUCAACCAAUGAAGUUCAACAGCAAAUAAAAAAAAUUGAGGAUAUCUUAUACGAUUUGAAUGUUAUCAAAUCCAAUAAGCUUAAGCUUGUUGAAACCUUAAAGAAAGAAAUUCACAAUGACGACAUUUCGGAUAUCAUCGUCUUGAACAGCAAAAGCAAGUCCAUCAACGAGAUUAAAAGUGUUAUUUUCCCUGAAGAGUUGAAAAAGUUUGAUCCGUACGCCCAAGAGUUAGACAAGUUGAUAGAAAAUCAAAAGACAUUCAUUAAUAAUUUGAAAGAGGAAUGGGCUUCUUUGUCUACCAAUGAAAAAGUAAAGGAAAUUCAAUCUUCUAAGACGUUCAAAGAGACUUUGAUGAAGGAUCAAAUGCAAAGAGUGAACGAGUUCUAUAAUAACUGGAAAACUUAUAGUUUGGGUUUGAAUAGAGGAGUUGAAUUUUACUCCAAGCUUUUGAGUUUUGUCCAAUCAAUGAAAAGACGAAUCACCACUGAACAAGAAGAGUCUUUGUCUGAUAGAUUUGGAGGUAUGAACCUUCAAAAUACCGGACAAGCACAAGCGCCUCAGCAGUAUAACCAAUCUCAAAUUAGGCCACAAGCUUCUCAAUACGCUCAACAGCCUCAAUACUCUGGUCAGCAUAAGAAUUAUCAACCUCCUGCUCCAGGUAGAUAUCUGCUACCUUCUGGACCAAAUUCUUUGGCUGCAAGUCCACACUCGCAACUUUCUGAUGGUCAAUACUUCCCACAGCCAUUAUUAAAGCGGACACUGACCAGCUCCAGUUAUGACCGUCCACCUCCUAGCUUGCCUCCCAAACAACCCCAAUACUCUCAACCCCCACAACAACAAUACACCCAACCUUCUCAGCAACAAUACAGUCAGCCUCCUCAACAAUACUCCAACCCAAAUCAAGGUUAUCCCUACCAACCUCAAGCUCCACCCCAACCCCCCCAACAAGGCUCCAGUCUGCUGUUGAUCUACGACCAACCUUCAACAUAUAACCCAAAUAUGUACAACUUCUUCUCGAAAGAAUAGACUCGUGAACCAACAACUAAACGCGUCUUCUAAAGUGCAGAAAUAGAAAGUAUUAUACACUAAUGGCUGGGUUUCACUCAAUUACAGCGGUGAAUACUAAAAUAAACAUUUUAAGAUACGACAGUUGCAACGAGCGAUAAGUAUUUGAUACGAACUCAAAACUAAUUUUAAAUGAUCAUCUGCACCCCUAUUUUUUUAAACUCUCAACAAAUAGGCCAAGUAUUUUCGAACCUAUUCUUCACACCAAGAAUGCUACUAUCUCGUUUCUCCCCAGAUUCCAUCUCUCAAUAAAACAGAGACCACCCUAAAGUUCGCAGCUA
Molecule: messenger RNA, 3179 nt
Organism: Yamadazyma tenuis ATCC 10573
Lineage: Eukaryota; Fungi; Ascomycota; Pichiomycetes; Serinales; Debaryomycetaceae
Gene: BRO1
Product: Bro1p
Biological process (GO): protein transport to vacuole involved in ubiquitin-dependent protein catabolic process via the multivesicular body sorting pathway
Cellular component (GO): endosome
Molecular function (GO): protein binding
Source: RefSeq, a predicted model, not a curated record